This is a messenger RNA of Sarcophilus harrisii (Tasmanian devil), 3975 nucleotides long. RefSeq names its product zinc finger and BTB domain containing 10 (gene ZBTB10). Gene Ontology annotation, biological process: regulation of transcription by RNA polymerase II. The transcript has 6 exons. NCBI's taxonomy places the organism in Eukaryota, Metazoa, Chordata, Mammalia, Dasyuromorphia, Dasyuridae. Gene Ontology annotation, molecular function: DNA-binding transcription factor activity, RNA polymerase II-specific; RNA polymerase II cis-regulatory region sequence-specific DNA binding; protein binding. The coding region runs from base 105 to 2786 and encodes 893 amino acids. The record is from RefSeq and is a predicted model, not a curated record.
GGCAAAGAGAGGGAGCGCGCGAGACGGGGCACGGAGCGAGCGCGAGACGGAGCUCGAGACCGGGCGCGAGCCGGGGGCACCGGGCGGCUGCGGCGGCGCGCGCCAUGUUCGCUGAGAUGAACCGCAGGACGCUGGCGUUCCGAGGAGGCGGGCUGGUCACCGCCAGCAGCGGCGGCGGCGGCGGCGGCUCCACGAACAAUAACGGUGGCGGCGGGGAGGCCUCGGCCUGGCCGCCACAGCAACAGCCGCGGCAGCAACAGCAGCUCAAUGGGCGGGGGGCGGACGAGGAAGUGGAACUGGAGGGCCUGGAACCCGAAGACCUGGAGGCCGCCGCCGCCACGGCCGCCCCUGCCCCCGCCGCCGCCGCCGCCGCCGUCGCCGAGGAAGGGAAGGACUUGCUUCUCGCGCAGGACGGGGGCGGCCCCGCCUCGCUGGGCGGUGGCGGCGGCGGCGGCAGCAGCGGCGGCGGCGCCGGGGGCCCCAUGAUCCCCGAGAGGAACCGCCGGACUCUGGCCUUUCGUGGAGGCGGUGGUGGGGGUCUCAAUAACAAUGGCAGCGGCGGCAGCGCGGAGGCCUCGGCGUGGCCCCCGAGGCACUUCAAUGGGCGGGGGACGGCGGACGAGGACCUCGAGCUGGAUGUGCUGGAGGGGAAAGAGUUGGUGCAGGACGGGGCGUCCCUGAGCGACAGCAGCGAGGACGAGGAGGAGGGGGCGAGUCUGGGCGACGGCAGCGGGGCGGAAGGCGGCAGCUGCAGCAGCAGCAGGCGGUCGGGAGGCGAUGGGGGGGAUGAGGCGGAGGGCAGCAGCGUGGGAGCCGGGGAAGGAGAGAGCGUCCAGCACUUCCCGCUGGCCCGGCCCAAGUCCCUCCUGCAGAAGCUGCACUGUUCUUUCCAAACCUCCUGGCUGAAGGAGUUUUCCUGGCUGCAGUAUUGCCAGGACACUGGCCUCAUGUCCUGCUCCUGGUGCCAAAAGACUCCCGAGGAUGGGGGCAGUGGGGACUUGCCCCUAGUGGGCCAUGAUGAGCUUUCGAGGGGGACUCGUAACUACAAGAGAGCCCUCCUUCUCAGGCACCAUCUCUCCGCCGAGCACAGACUCCACGAAUCCAACACGCAGGAAUCAGAAGGUAUACCAUCAGAAUCGACUAAUGAAGAGGGAUACUGUGAUUAUAACAGUCGGCCAAAUGAGAACUCUUACUGUUAUCAACUUCUUCAAGAACUGAAUGAGCAGAGGAAGAAAGGCAUUCUUUGUGAUGUCGACAUUGUGGUGAGCGGACGAGUUUUCAGAGCUCACAAGAACAUCCUGGUUGCAGGCAGCCGUUAUUUCAAGACUCUAUAUUGCUUUACAAACAAAGAAAACCUUCCAAACAAAGAAAACCGUAACCAAACCACUGUUACCCAUUUAGAUGUUGCUGCAGUUCAAGGUUUUUCAGUCAUCUUGGACUUCUUAUAUUCUGGUAAUCUGGUGCUUACUAGCCAAAAUGCCAUUGAAGUAAUGUCAGUGGCCAGCUACCUUCAGAUGACUGAAGUUGUUCAAUCUUGCCGCAAUUUUAUUAAAGAUGCCUUAAAUAUAAGCAUAAAAUCAGAAGCUCCAGAGUCUGUAGUUGUGGACUAUAACCGAAGAUCUAUUAGUAGAGAUGGUCUGCCUUCAUCAAGGGAUCAGAAGGUUGCCAGAUUUUGGGCAACUCGAAAUCUUACGAAUUUGGCAAGUAGUAUAAAAAGUGAAAAUGAUGGUUGCAGUAUUGAUGAGGGCCAAAUAGAAAACUACCAAAUGAAUGACUGUAGUUGGGUCCAGGAUAGUUCACCUGAAACGGCUGAGAGUGAAUCCCAUGGUCAAUCAAAAGUAUUUGUUUGGAAUGACAUGGGAUCACAAGGAAUUCAAGAAACUGGCAAAGCAAGGAGAAAAAACCAAACUACAAAAAGAUUUAUUUAUAAUAUACCACCUAAUAAUGAAGAGAACUUGGAAGAUUGCUCAGUGAUGCAGACAUCUGCUUCUUACCAAGAAGAGGAUUUGCAAUUUAUUAAGGAAGAGCCAGAUUUGGAUGGUGCUCUACUUUCAGGGCCUGACUGUGAUAGAAACAUGAAUUCAGGUUUGCUGGCUGAAGCUAACUCAAGUCAAGACGGAGGUGAUGCUGGUCCUUCAAAUGAUUUCAAGUAUGGAUUGUUGCCGGGUACUUCAAAUGAUUUCAAGUAUGGAUUGUUGCCGGGUACUUCAAAUGAUUUCAAGUAUGGAUUGUUGCCGGGUACUUCAAAUGAUUUCAAGUAUGGAUUGUUGCCGGAAUCUUGGCCAAAACAAGAAGCUUGGGAAAAUGGUGAAUCAUCUAUAAUCAUGAACAAGUUAAAAUGCCCUCAUUGCAACUAUGUAGCCAAAUACAGACGAACACUAAAAAGACACUUGCUCAUUCAUACAGGAGUGAGAUCAUUUAGCUGUGAUAUCUGUGGGAAAUUGUUUACUCGAAGAGAACAUGUAAAAAGACAUUCCCUGGUGCAUAAAAAGGAUAAAAAAUAUAAAUGUAUGGUGUGUAAGAAGAUAUUCAUGUUAGCAGCCAGUGUUGGAAUAAGACAUGGAUCUCGACGUUAUGGAGUAUGUGUAGAAUGUACUGAUAAAUCACAACCAGGAGGUCAAGAAGGUGUAGACCAGGUGCAGGACACAGAUUUCACUAGAGAUGAAGAGUAUGAGGAGAAUGAAGCAGGAGAAGCUGAUGAAGAGUUGGUUGAUGAUGGAGAAGAACAGACUGAUCCAUCUCGAUGGGACGAAUCAGGGGAUGUUUGUAUGUCAUUAGAUGAUUAACUGACCUAGCAUACUCCUCAAGGAUGCUGCAGUUGGACAUAAUAUGAAUUGACAAUUUGAAUUCUUGAACUGAAGGCUUGCAAAAUAUGGUACAUGCUGGAUGGUAGUUAUGUUGCUGUGAAAACUGUAGGGUCAAAGCCUUAUAGCAAAAAAUAUUACUAAAUUUUUAUAUUUGCACAGGACUGUACAGCAAACAACCUUUUGGUUGAAUUAUACAGAGUACUCACAUCUCCAAUCAGUUAUCAAAGUAAAAAUAUUUUUUAUUAUUUAUAGGAUAUACAGUAGCUAUUUGAGUCAUAUUAAAAGCAUAGUAACUGUCCUUGUAGUGUUUUUACAUUCAUGUUUUACUUGUCACCAUGAAUGGGGAAAAAAAUAUAUGGAAGUACAGAAGUAACUUCCUCAGACCCAAUCACACUGUCAUCAAACCACUCAGGCUAGUUUGUGCUAGUAGAGUUUUGUUUCUAUUUUUUAUUUUUAAACAAAUUUUUUAAAAAGAAAAAGUAAAACAUUUUCUGUGAGGGACUCUGGUCCCCCAGUGGUUCAACUUUUUUCAGUUGUCCAAUUUCAGUUGCUACAUAACUUAAAACAUUUCUUUUGGUAUUGAUAUUAUGGUUUCCCGGCUCUUUGUUCCUGUGUGUCCCUUUACAAGAACUGGAGAGGUUAUUUAUUGGAAUGAGCUUAACUGACUCCCCCUUUCCCUUCUUCCCUUCAGACAGUUUAAAUUGCAAAAACUUCACUACUUCAUGAGAUGUGGAAUGAUGUUGCUGAAGUUAACUUUGUUUUCCAAUGAAGUUGACAAAAUACCACUAAAAUGAUUGAUUAUAAGUAACUUUCUCCUGCUGCUUUAGUUUAAUUUGAUAAAUGGUUACUAUAUGACGUUUUCUGACAUGUCCGUCUAGUUUUUGGUAUCUGUUACCUUGGCACUGUUUGUUAGCUACCCUCUUCCCACCUCCCUUUCUUUCUCCCUCCUGUACUACCCUUCCUAUCUGGCCAGUGUAUAUACCUCAGUCCUCUAUAAAAGGCAUAAAUUUCUAAUAGAGAGUCAUAGAAUUAUUAAGCCACAUGAUUUGUUUUUUAAUUUAUCCUGUGUGUCCAAUUUGGUUAGUUUGUUAUAAGCAGUAUAAGUCAAACAUCAGGUUAUUUUUACUUCCUGUGCCCUUUUUCAUCAUUAAAAUUAACACAACAAAUU